UAUCCCACCUCAUCGUCGCCCCGCGAGAUAGUGCGCCUCAACAUCUAGGGUUUUCGCUCUCUCUUUAGAGCACAAAAUCUCGUAGCCAUGGCUGACGUGGAGGUCGCGAUACCUCAGGAACCAGCGGAGCCUCACCACGAUGUAAAGCUUUUCAACCGCUGGAGCUUUGAUGACGUGCAGGUCAGUGACAUUUCACUUGCUGAUUAUGUUGGAGUGGUACCAGCCAAGCAUGCUACCUAUGUUCCUCACACUGCCGGAAGAUACUCUGUCAAGAGAUUUCGUAAGGCUCAGUGUCCAAUUGUGGAGAGGCUUACAAACUCUCUGAUGAUGCACGGCAGGAAUAAUGGAAAGAAACUAAUGGCCGUCAGGAUUAUUAAACAUGCAAUGGAAAUUAUUCAUUUGCUAACUGAUCUGAAUCCCAUUCAAGUUAUUGUUGAUGCCGUUGUGAACAGUGGACCUCGUGAAGAUGCAACCCGUAUCGGCUCUGCUGGAGUGGUUAGGCGUCAGGCUGUUGAUAUUUCCCCUUUGCGCCGUGUUAAUCAGGCUAUUUAUCUGCUUACCACUGGAGCUCGGGAAUCUGCAUUCCGCAAUAUUAAAACCAUUGCAGAAUGUUUGGCAGAUGAACUUAUCAAUGCUGCCAAGGGCUCUUCAAACAGCUAUGCAAUAAAGAAGAAGGAUGAGAUCGAGAGAGUUGCUAAGGCAAAUCGUUAAGGGACCAGACUAGAGAUUUUGCCUGGGAGUGUUUUGUUUGGUUAUCUCAUAGUACUUUUAAUUGUUUCUAGAACUCUUGAACAUUGUAGCUGGUGGCUUUUUGGGGCGAUGAGGAUUUGCAUCAUUUUUGUUUGGAGCUUUAUCAUUUUAUUCAUGAAUAUUGAGUAAGCUUUCAAUUGAUAAAUGUUUGCUUGAAAUUUA
Carya illinoinensis is the source of this 912-nucleotide messenger RNA. Its product is annotated as 40S ribosomal protein S5. The transcript is spliced from 4 exons. Gene Ontology annotation, biological process: translation; ribosomal small subunit assembly. The record is from RefSeq and is a predicted model, not a curated record. Gene Ontology annotation, cellular component: ribosome; cytosolic small ribosomal subunit. NCBI's taxonomy places the organism in Eukaryota, Viridiplantae, Streptophyta, Magnoliopsida, Fagales, Juglandaceae. Gene Ontology annotation, molecular function: structural constituent of ribosome; mRNA binding; rRNA binding. Bases 88 to 711 code for a protein of 207 amino acids.